Messenger RNA from Theobroma umbraticum, 1472 nucleotides. It is a transcript of the gene FBW2, whose product is annotated as F-BOX WITH WD-40 2. Gene Ontology annotation, molecular function: protein binding. The record is from RefSeq and is a predicted model, not a curated record. NCBI's taxonomy places the organism in Eukaryota, Viridiplantae, Streptophyta, Magnoliopsida, Malvales, Malvaceae.
AUCAGUAAUUCCUUUUUCCUUUUUUUAUCACUUUGGUUUUACUCUUGGUUGCUUGUUUCUUCUUUGUUGGCUGCAUUGAUGCCGUGGUUAGGUGGAUAGAUAGGACUUGUUUUUAUUGCUUUCUUUUAUUUUCCUUCUUUUCUUUUCUCUGUUUCUCUCCUCUCUUUUUUCACCCGGGGUUUGAGGCGGAUAAACUGGGGUCUCUUUUGCAUAAUCCAAAUUGCAAACCAAGGCAAAAGUAAGUUGCAAGGGAAAGUGAAGUUAGAAGAUCAGAUGGAAGAGCAAAGUGAUUUUCGGCGUUGGGAUGAACUAAUUCCUGAUGCGCUGGGGCUAAUCUUCAGGAACCUGUCCCUCCAAGAGGUACUAACAGUGAUUCCCAGUGUCUGCAAAUCCUGGAGAAAGGCAGUGACAGGUCCCUACUGUUGGCAAGAGAUAGACGUCGAAGAAUGGAGCAAUCGAUGUCAGCCUGACCAUCUUGAUCGGAUGCUCCGCAUGCUGAUCACAAGAAGCAGUGGAUCUCUCCGCAAGCUAUGUGUUUCAGGCCUUCAGAAUGAUACGGUUUUCUCAUUCAUUACAGAGAAUGCGAGUUCCCUUCGGGCUUUGCGACUGCCAAGGGGUGAAAUGAGUGAUUCAAUAGUUGAACAAACUGCUGGAAGGCUUUCCACAAUCACUUUUUUGGAUUUGAGUUACUGUGGCAAAAUUGGUGCACGUGCUUUAGAGGCCAUUGGAAAGCACUGCAAACUGCUUGUUAGUCUGUGCCGCAACAUGCAUCCACUGGAUACAGCAGGCAAGAUCUCGCAGGAUGAUGAGGCAAAUGCCAUCGCUGCUGCAAUGCCUAGGCUCAAGCGCCUUGAGAUGGCAUAUCAUCUUAUCAGCACAGGAAGUAUUCUGAAGAUCCUUUCUAGCUGCCCUCAGCUUGACUUUUUGGAUUUAAGAGGUUGUUGGGAUGUGAAACUUGAUGCUCAGUUCCUGAAGGAGAAGUUCCCAAAAUUGAAGAUAUUGGGGCCCCUAGUCAUGGACUGUUACGAGAUGGAUGAAUGGGAUGAUUGCUCAGACUACUCUGAUAGUUCUGAGUAUUUGGCUUGGGAGUUCCUAGCUGGUGAAAUGGGUGACUAUGAUGAUUAUGACAUCUAUGACGGAAUGUGGCAUGAUGAGGGGAGGCUGGAGGAACUUGAGCUAAGGUUCUAUGAAGGAAUUGGUGAGGAUGCUGGAAUGUUUGGUUGGCCUCCAUCUCCUUAGCUUCCUCUUUCUUCCAUGCCCUAUCUUUACUAUUGCAUAGAUGCUUCUAAAUUUGAAACCAUGUGUUUCUAUGGAAAUAUAUCUUAUGUUUCAAUGUGAACUUAGAAGUUGUGUGGCUUGCAUCUUUUGAUUUUCUUGAUUAACUAAAGAUUGCCUUGUAUAGUAUAUAUCCUCUGCUGAUAGCAUCAAUCACAGAGAGUUCAUAAUCUGAUUUUAACUGCUGCUAUUUGUCA